AGGCUUUGCUUGUGGAUAUAGCAAAGGACGAUAUCAAAGUUAGUGCCGAUGAGUGCAAUCGCAGUUUGUUCGGAAAAGUGAUUGGCGAUCGCCCACCCAACUGGAUUGGGAUCAAACGCUCUAUGAGCCAGAUCUGGAGGCUCGCUCAACCAAUGGAGGUGAAGGAAUUGGAACCGAAUUACUUUCAAUUUAUCUUCCAGAGUAAAGAAGAUCAAAAGAGAGUCAGUUAUGGUACUAAUUGGAGCUUUGAGAAUCAAUAUCUGAUUCUUAGAGAAUGGUGCUCUGGUCUGAAUAGCAAACACCCAACCUUUCAGGAGCUCAAACUUUGGGUUCAAGUCAAAAAUGUUCCUUUAAAUUGGCUUUGUACAGAAGUUGGCAUCAAAAUUUGCACAGUUUUUAAAGAAGUUGAUAAUGUUGUGAUAGCAAACUAUGGAAAUCACGGAGGUAAAUUUCUCAGACUCCUUGUCACUCUGGAUUUAAAUGAGCCCGUCCCCAGAUGUACUAAGGUUCGACUUGGAGAUGAAGUAGCCUCCAUCAACUUUGUUUAUGAAAGACUGCGAAACCUAUGUCAUUACUGCGGUCACAUUGGACACUUGGAAAAAGGUUGCAUCAAGAAAGUUGAAGAUAUAAAAUCUCGUAGCCUCAAGGAAGGUCAAUACGGAGACUGGCUUAAGGCUCCAGAAUGGAACUUCUGGGCUACUGGUAAUCAUAACUCAGGCUCCAGGAGCCCACCGCACAGUCCCAGAAGUUCCCAACAACCUUCAUCACCAGGUCACACAUCUCAUCAACACACACUGGACAGCCAAUCAUCCCUCAAGAAUCAACUCAUUAUUCAUACUCCUGAUUCUAAUCCUAAUCUUAAAUCAUCGGCUAAUGAUUCUUCGAGUAGCUCGCAUACAGAAUUUCAAAAGGUCACUGGGGUUUCCAGUGUCCCAGCUUUCAAGGAGGACUUAAGCAAAGCCAUGGAUAUUGAAACUAGGGUUCUUCCUUUAUCAAUUAUCAGUCCGCCAAAGCAUGCUGGCAAAGGAAAAGGCAAGCAGUCAACUUGGAAAAGGUUGGGAACUAAAGAGGGCAAGCUGCAGAGGCAAGCAGAACCCUAUUCACAACCAGACACUUCUUCUUCUGGGAAGAGGAUGAGAGAAGAGACAUCUAAAGAGUUUGAAACGGAGGUUGCUCUUGAUUCCAAGA
Messenger RNA from Striga hermonthica, 1188 nucleotides. Lineage: Eukaryota; Viridiplantae; Streptophyta; Magnoliopsida; Lamiales; Orobanchaceae. The record is from the annotation of a GenBank genome assembly.